AGAUCCAGCUAAUACAGUAUAAUGGAUUAUCCCUCUAGUCUAGAUUUAAUGCGGUGGGUUUGAUUUUUCUCUAACUUCUCAGUGGAUCAGCGAGGCCUCCUAUUGGCUGUGACACUGCUGAGUCAGGAAGUGGAUUUUACUAAACGCAUCGACAGUUUUUAUGCCAGUAAAAAGUCGUAUUUUUAGCACGACAGCUGUGAUGGAAACAGGAAGUUUUGGUACAAUUUUAUAAUAGUUCAUCAUGGUGGAAUCUUUUUCUGUAGGUACAUUUAAUUAUUCUGCGAAAUGGCGGUUUGAGACCUCUUUAAUUCGCAAAUAUUUAUAACCGAUUUAUAACUCAUUUGGAGUCAUGGGAUGAUAUGGUGUCUCCCACUACAUCAUCUCCCACUACGGAUCAGGAAGCGGUGCGGUUUAUCAGGCUGCAGGUGAACCUGAAGCCAUCAUCAUGCAGAGCACAGCCAACUACCUGUGGCUCAUCUCAGACCUGCUGGGCCAGGGAGCUACAGCUAACGUCUACCGUGGCAGACACAAGAAAACGGGGGACCUAUAUGCGGUGAAGGUGUUCAACAACCUCAGUUUCCUGCGACCACUCGACGUCCAAAUGAGAGAGUUUGAGGUCCUGAAGAAACUCAACCAUAAGAACAUCGUCAAGCUGUUCGCUGUGGAGGAGGAGGUCAGUUAUAUACCCUGUCAUUUAUAG
Messenger RNA from Oncorhynchus nerka (sockeye salmon), 700 nucleotides. Its product is annotated as serine/threonine-protein kinase TBK1-like. Gene Ontology annotation, biological process: peptidyl-serine phosphorylation. The transcript is spliced from 3 exons. Gene Ontology annotation, cellular component: cytoplasm. Bases 446 to 700 code for a protein of 84 amino acids. The record is from RefSeq and is a predicted model, not a curated record. Lineage: Eukaryota; Metazoa; Chordata; Actinopteri; Salmoniformes; Salmonidae. Gene Ontology annotation, molecular function: protein serine/threonine kinase activity; ATP binding.